Brachypodium distachyon (stiff brome) is the source of this 887-nucleotide messenger RNA. RefSeq names its product DNA repair RAD52-like protein 2, chloroplastic. The transcript has 4 exons. Gene Ontology annotation, molecular function: DNA binding. The record is from RefSeq and is a predicted model, not a curated record. Gene Ontology annotation, biological process: double-strand break repair via homologous recombination. The coding region runs from base 96 to 662 and encodes 188 amino acids. NCBI's taxonomy places the organism in Eukaryota, Viridiplantae, Streptophyta, Magnoliopsida, Poales, Poaceae.
CUCUGCUGCUCUAUGAAUAGUCCACGUUUCAGCCAUUCUUCCUUCUCCCUACCGAACUGACGCGGCCGGACUUCCCCCACCUUGCCUUCGCUACAAUGGAAGCCACAGCCGCCGCCUCUGCCUUCCUCGCCACGCCGCUGCCCCGCGCCCGCCACGGCCGCGUGCGGGUGCUCGUCGCGGCGGCGGCGCCGGAGCAGCGGAGGACGAGGAGGUCGCUGGCGGUGUGCGCCGCGUCAACCAGCAACUACGUGGUGCCGCUGGACGCGGCGCCGUCGGGGAUCACCCGCCCGCUCGUGGAGAUCCUCCGCGACCUCAACAAGCGCGUCCCGGACACCAUCGUGCUCCCCGCUUCCUCCCGCCGCGCCUCCGACCCCGUCGUCCCCUGGUACCAUGCUAACAGGAUGCUCAGCUUCUACGCCCCCGGUUGGUGUGGAGAGGUCCGGGAUGUCAUCUACACUGACAGUGGAAAGGUGACGGUGGUGUAUCGUGUCACGAUCCGAGGAACCGAUGGAGAGGUUCAUCGGGAUGCCGCUGGAACAGCCUCACUGAGCGAUGCACGCUACCAGGACCCUGUGGCUGCCGCAGAAGAGGCGGCGUUCUGCAAAGCCUGCGCAAGGUUCGGUUUCGGCCUGUAUCUGUACCAUGAGGACGAGGUGCUGUAAGAGGACGUUCCGUCCAUCGGUCGCCUGAUUUGCGUUCAAAAGGUUGCGCCUAUCAAAUUCGCAAACUUGCCGGAGCUUGUACCACUACAAUUUGCAAGAUAUCUCAUAUCAUAUGUACCAUACAUGCUGAACUGUAAAUAUGAGUCAGUUCAUGUUACCUCCUGUUCUAUUACUCCCAUUUUAUUGAUUGCCUUCUGUUACGCCAGCUGUUUUAUGACUUCUGAA